UGCGCUGCUGUCAAACCCUUCUUCACAGCUGGGUUAGUUUGCGCAUGCGAAUGGAGUUGAUGUUACUGGAUGCGACCGGAGGGGGAGCAGCGGGUGAUGUUACAGACCGGGACUGUCAUGUAGGAAGUUAGGUUUGUGUCCUGCAAUUGUUUGGUUAUUUUCGGUCAUCGCUUUGCACAUUGUCGUAUUUGUCCAAAUUAGUUCAUUAGUAAUAACGGGUAUUUAGUUAACGCAAUGAAUUGCCAGCUGUCAUUUCAGAACUUACAUAAAAAGCAGCCACACAUCCACUAGCAGGGUAAUAAGCUAUGCUAACUAAGUAGCUGGUAGCAUUGUCGAAUUUGUUUAAGGAAUGUUGCGUAUGAGUUAAAUCUAGCGAUGAGUGAGGCACAUCGGAAAGAAGUUUUCCAGUCUAAAGUUCUUCAGAGGUUGUAUCCGUCAUCCUCCAAGCCUGAGGAAGAACCCAGCCCUCCGCCCCCUGAGAUUAUACAAAAGUUCCCUGUGAAACAACAAGUCGUUCUUCAGGAGGAGGGCCCAGUCACUGGAGAUGUUGGGAUAACGGCAUCCUCAACUGAGCCACACAGGCGGGUAUACACAGUCCUAGCUUCCCCUGCAGAGUACAAGACAGGUGCCGGGGGAUCUGUCACGCUCUCUCAGCCGUCAGGCAUAAACACUGAGGAGGACCCAGCUGAUCAGAGCGCUCAAGAGUCCAAUGAAGAUGGAGACGAAGGACAAAGACAACCCUGGAGGAGGAGGCGGAGAAAGAGGAGGGGAACUACAGCUCCAGGAGGUGGGCCAGUGACGGGCGGAGUGGGCCAGGCUCCAGACUCCAACUGUGGGGGUCAAUCCAAGGCCCCCCCCCCUACGGAGAGUGACGGAGAGUGGCUCAGCAAGAACAAAAGACGAAAACUGAAGAAGAAACGCCACAAGGAGAAGCUGCUUUCUCUGGGUCUGUUGCCCCGCGCCACAUCUCUGGAGUUCACCUACCAGAGAGGGGUUUGUGGGGAGGGGGAAGAAGUGGCGGUGGAGGUGGAGGAGACAAGACAGAAAAGGGCAGCUGAAGUGAUAGACUUCCUCAGGACUACAAAUGAUAUCUACGUGUCUGAUUCAGAUAGGCUCUGUGUGUCCUCUGAAGCGCUGGAAGGCCUUCUGACCAGCCUGUCCAAUGGAACAGUGCCCCCUGCUGGUUUGGCCCAGCUCCACAGCCUCAAAUCCCUGGUGCAAAAACGGGACACAGCAGCUCUUGCCAGGGCUCUGCAGGAGCUCCAGAACAGCUCUGAUGUGUCUCCAGAUGAGGCCACAGCCAUUGUGUCCCUGUUGCAGUACUGGAUCACAGAGAUUUUGCCCAUGCAGAGAGACCGGAAGACAAGCCAACCUGUUACACAACCUUCCUAGGUUAGCCAAACACCUUCAUAGUUGUUGAGGGGUUUUAAACAACACUGCUGACAGAAAAAACUAUUUAUUGUGAGUCCAUUCAUAUUAAAGCUGUGAGCUAUUUGAGGAGACUGCCUCAUGUGAAAGUGCUCACGCGUGUUAUAUGGAUUAUUGUGAUGCUGUUCAUAAUGAGUUUAUUUACAGAAAUGUUUGAAGUUGGACUGUGCAUAUUAAAAUGUUUGUUUAAGGUG
Molecule: messenger RNA, 1622 nt
Organism: Esox lucius (northern pike)
Lineage: Eukaryota; Metazoa; Chordata; Actinopteri; Esociformes; Esocidae
Product: glutamate-rich protein 1
Exons: 6
Coding region: 376-1392 (338 amino acids)
Source: RefSeq, a predicted model, not a curated record